AUGGCCCCUCCCAAUGUUUUGAUGGUCGGCACCGGCGAAUACACCACCGGCUACGUCGGCGGCAGCGCCUCCAAGUCGGACAAAAAGGUCGGCGUAGUCGGCCUCACGCUCUUCGACCUGCGCCGGCGCGGCAAAGUCGGCGCCCUCAGCAUGGCCGGCGUCUCAGGGUCCAAAUUCCCCGGCAUCCGCGCGCACCUGCACCAAAACAUCAACCAAGUCUACAACAACCUCGACGUCUCCUUCACCUCCUACCCCUCCGACACGCAAUCCGACCCAGACGCCUACAAAGCCGCCAUCGACGCCCUCCCCCAGGGCUCAGCAGUCACGAUCUUCACCCCCGACCCCACCCACUUCGAGAUCGCCCUCUACGCCAUCCAACGCGGCCACCACGUCCUGGUCACCAAGCCCGCCACCCAGUCCCUCGCGCACCACCGCCAGCUCGUCGAUGCCGCGCGCGCACACAACGUCUUCGUCUUCGUCGAGCACCACAAGCGCUUCGACCCCGCUUACUCCGACGCCCGCGCUCGCGCCGCCACCCUCGGCGACUUCAACUACUUCUACAGCUACAUGAGCCAGCCCAAGGCUCAGCUCGAGACGUUCCGCGCUUGGGCAGGCACCCAGAGCGAUAUCUCCUACUACCUGAACUCACACCACGUCGAUAUCUGCCACAGCAUGGUCCCUGGAUAUGUGCCCGUCCGCGUCACGGCGUCUGCCUCGUCCGGCGUCGCUGUCGACUUGGGAUGCGCCCCGCAGACGGAGGACACUAUCACCUUGCUCGUCGACUGGAAGAAGAUAGAGGACGCUGCCCGCUCUGCCACCGCUGUUUAUACGGCUAGUUGGACGGCGCCGCAGCGGGCGGGUGUGCAUUCGAAUCAGUAUUUCCAUUACAUGGGCUCCAAAGGCGAAAUCCGCAUCAACCAAGCCAAACGCGGCUACGACGUCACCGAAGACGAGCAGGGCCUGAACUGGGUGAAUCCGUUCUACAUGAAAUACGCCCCCGACGAAGAAGGCAACUUCGGCGGCCAAACCGGCUACGGCUACAUCAGUUUCGAGAAGUUCAUCGACGCGGUGACGGCGCUCAAUGAGGGCCGGGUGACGCUCGAUCAGCUGGACGCGAGGCCGCUUCCCACGCUGAAGAAUACGGUGGCUACGACGGCGAUCUUGGAGGCGGGGAGGAGGUCGUUGGAUGAGGGGGGGAGGUCGGUGCAGAUUGUGGGUGGGGAGAGUGGGGAGUGGGAGUUGGUGUAG
Messenger RNA from Aspergillus candidus, 1248 nucleotides. RefSeq names its product Gfo/Idh/MocA family oxidoreductase. Gene Ontology annotation, molecular function: oxidoreductase activity; nucleotide binding. Gene Ontology annotation, biological process: NADPH regeneration. NCBI's taxonomy places the organism in Eukaryota, Fungi, Ascomycota, Eurotiomycetes, Eurotiales, Aspergillaceae. The transcript is spliced from 4 exons. Gene Ontology annotation, cellular component: cytoplasm. The record is from RefSeq and is a predicted model, not a curated record. Bases 1 to 1248 code for a protein of 415 amino acids.